Messenger RNA from Vicia villosa (hairy vetch), 1961 nucleotides. RefSeq lists its product as uncharacterized. Bases 111 to 1961 code for a protein of 616 amino acids. NCBI's taxonomy places the organism in Eukaryota, Viridiplantae, Streptophyta, Magnoliopsida, Fabales, Fabaceae. The record is from RefSeq and is a predicted model, not a curated record. Gene Ontology annotation, molecular function: zinc ion binding; nucleic acid binding. The transcript is spliced from 5 exons.
AUAGAAGGCAUUUGGAGGAGGCUAGGUCUUGAAGAGGAGAGGAAACUUAGAGAAAUCUCAAUCCAAGUGCUAGGGUUGUAGAGUUUUCUUCAAUCCAAACAAGUGACGCUAUGGCUGGGAGGAAUGAUGCUGCGAUUGCUGCUGCUUUGGAAGCGAUGGCUCAGGCUAUGCAGAACCAACCGAAUGCUGACGAGAGUGCUGGAUCUCGUAGUUUGGCGACUUUCCAGAGGGAGAAUCCGCCGGUGUUCAAGGGUACGCAUGACCCCGAUGGUGCUCUUGAUUGGUUGAAGGAGAUCGAGCGAAUUUUCCGUGUUAUGGAUUGCACUCCUACACAGAAGGUUAGAUAUGGCACUCAUAUGUUGGCUAAGGAAGCGGAUGAUUGGUGGCUAGAGACCCGUAGGAGGUUGGAGGCUCAUGGUGAGGAGAUUACUUGGAUUGCGUUUCGCAUGGAGUUCUUAAGGAAAUACUUUCCUGAGGAUGUCCGUGGUAAGAAGGAGAUUGAAUUCCUUGAGCUGAAACAAGGGAACAAGUCUGUUGUGGAGUAUGCUGCUAAGUUUGGUGAGCUGGCUAAGUUUUACCAAUACUAUGAUGGUCCGAAUGGUGAGUUUUCCAAGUGUAUCAAGUUUGAGAAUGGGUUGCGUCCAGAAAUCAAGAAAGCUGUCAGUUACCAGAAGAUCCGUAUUUUUGUUGAUUUGGUUGAUAGUUGUCGGAUUUAUGAGGAGGACAACAACGCUCAUUAUCGUGUUAUUAAUGAGAAGAGGGGCAAGAAUCAACAAAGCCGUGAGAAACCAUAUGAUGCUGGUAAAGGGAAGCAAAGAGUUGCUCAUGGUCAUAAGACUGGUGGGGGAGAUGCUCCUGCUAGGGUUGUAUGCUUCAAGUGUGGUCGACCUGGUCAUAAGAGCGAUGUUUGUACUGCUGAUGUGAAGAGGUGUUACCGUUGUGGUAAGACAGGACAUAUGUCAUCUGCUUGUAAGCAUAAGGAUGUUGUUUGCUUUAACUGUGGUGCGGAGGGACAUAUUGAUAGCCAGUGUCAGAAGCCAAAGAAGACAGUUGUAGGUGGUAAAGUAUUCGCUUUGUCAGGAACUCAGACAUCUAGUGAGGAUGGCCUUGUUAGAGGUACUUGUUUCAUUAAUAGCAUUCCUUUAAUUACUAUUAUUGAUACCGGUGCCACUCAUUGUUUUAUUGCUGCUGAUUGUGUAAAAAGAUUGGGUCUUACCUUGUCUGCUAUGAAUGGAGAAAUGGUUGUCGAACUCCCCGCUAAGGGAACGGUGACUACUUCUCUAAUGUGUUUGAAUUGUCCUCUGUCAAUCUUUGAUAGGGACUUUGUUGUUGACUUUGUGUGUUUACCGCUUGUUGGUUUGGAUGUGGUUUUGGGUAUGAAUUGGUUGAAACACAACUACGUUCAUAUCAAUUGUUAUAACAACACGGUGAGAUUUUCUUCUCUUGAAGAAGAAGGAGUUGGUUUGUUGACUGAAGAGCAUGAAGAGCAUCUGAGAAUUGUGUUGCAAGUUCUGAAAGAGAAACAACUGUAUGCCAAGUUGUCUAAGUGUGAAUUCUGGUUGCAUGAAGUUAGUUUCCUUGGUCACGUCAUUUCUGGUAGUGGCAUUGCCGUGGAUCCUUCUAAGGUUGGUGCUGUGUUACAAUGGGAGACUCCGAAGUCAGCUACUGAGAUUAGAAGCUUCUUGGGUUUAGCCGGUUACUAUAGACGGUUUAUCGAAGGAUUUUCUAAGCUGGCACUUCCGUUGACGAGAUUAACUUGCAAAGGAAAGGCGUUUGUAUGGGAUGUUCAAUGUGGUGUGCUUAUGCAGAACGGUAAAGUGGUUGCUUACGCGUCUAGGCAGUUGAGGACCCAUGAAAAGAAUUAUCCUACGCAUGAUCUUGAGUUGGCUGCAGUGAUAGAGAUCCAAGGUUUACUUCCGAUUUCUGGAGAAGUUUGCAAGAAGCGUUGGGUUCUAAGUUGA